Molecule: messenger RNA, 1154 nt
Organism: Onychomys torridus (southern grasshopper mouse)
Lineage: Eukaryota; Metazoa; Chordata; Mammalia; Rodentia; Cricetidae
Gene: Tmem95
Product: transmembrane protein 95
Exons: 7
Coding region: 1-525 (174 amino acids)
Biological process (GO): fusion of sperm to egg plasma membrane involved in single fertilization
Cellular component (GO): sperm plasma membrane; acrosomal membrane
Source: RefSeq, a predicted model, not a curated record
AUGUGGGUGCUGGCACUAGUUGGGGUUUUCCUGGCCGUUGCCAAGGCUUGUAUCUUUUGUCGCCUCCCAACUCAUGCCUUGCCAAGCCGCCUGGCUCGGCUCAGUAGCCAGAUGGAGAUGCAGUGGAAGGAAUGGGCUUCCCCAGAUUUCUCAGCCUUUGCCUUAGAUGAGGUGACCAUGAACAAAAUCACAGAGAAGACCCACAGAGUCCUGAGGGUCAUGGAGAUAAAAAGAUCCAUUUCCUCGCUUCCUUCAUAUUGGCAAUGGCUUCAGAAGACCAAGAUCCCCCAGUACACCAGGGAAGCUCUCUGUGCUCCCGCCUGCUGGGGCAGCACCAUCCUGUACAACUGCUCCACCUGUGAGGGCAAGGAGGCGUCUUGUUGGCCCCGAAAGCGCUGCUUUCCAGGAAGUUACGACCUGUGGGACGCUAAGAUUCUGCUCUUAACUAUCUUCGGGAUUGUCCUGCUUUCGGGUGCUCUGAGCCUCCAGGUGGAGUACCGCCACCUGCAAGCGAAAGACUUGUGAAGAUGCUCACAGCUGUCCCACCCCAGCUCUAAGGAAUUUGAGUCCACAAUUUCUUCAUCCCUUAGGGUGGGAACAAACCACUUUUUAGACCCAGCCCCAAAGCUUCCGUCUUCCAAACCCUAAAACUCAGACUUUUGUAAUCAAUAUCCGUGUCAGAUUCCUCCAGGAACCCAGGCACCCACAGCUGGAAAGUUCCUCCUCUUCUUCGCUCCACCAAUCAGACAGAGCCGUGGAUGAUGCCAGGAAAUUAUCUACAGAAGGAAAGAAUCCCUUACCACCACUCCCACAUCCCCUCUGUCCAUUCCCGGAAAGCGGGGGACUGUUGGCCUGUAGACGUUGCUCUAGGCCCUCCUAUGACUGAUCGCGAAUCCGGGAAUGAGAGUUCUGGAAAACUCUCUCUCUCUGGGUUGAGACCACAUCAGUCAGCCCGCUGGCAUGCAGUCCCUCCAUUGUGUUAAUAUUGUGCAGCCCUGGCCUCCACUCCUGCUGGGCCCAACUAAAUUUGGUGUGCAAUGCCUUCCAUCUGUGCCUGGUCUCUAUCUGCAACUUGAGCAGGCAAGAGAAUGGAGAUUCUUAGGAAUUCUAAUUAGGGGCGCUUCCCUCCCCCCAGAUAUUUAGCAAUGUCUGGA